Messenger RNA from Endocarpon pusillum Z07020, 846 nucleotides. RefSeq lists its product as uncharacterized. Bases 1 to 846 code for a protein of 281 amino acids. The transcript has 2 exons. NCBI's taxonomy places the organism in Eukaryota, Fungi, Ascomycota, Eurotiomycetes, Verrucariales, Verrucariaceae. The record is from RefSeq and is a predicted model, not a curated record.
AUGGCAAAAUCGACAGCUGCUGCUAAGUCUUCACGAAAGCAGUACGCACGGCUUGCUCCACGCGUCAAGACCCUAAAGGAAGGCACUAUUCGCAGGAAAUGGAGGAAGUUGACCGUUGGUACCCAAGCAAAGGUCGCAGAUCUGCUCAGAACCGUCGAGCGGCCUGCGCUUACUCAUGGAAAUAAUGACAGAAGAGGUGUCGAGGCGCAAGCUUUUGUGUCUGAGUUGGUUGAACAGUACGCCCACACGCAGGUUGUUCUCCGAAAUUACUGCAGAGGUCUGAUGCGCAUAACCAGAUUAAUUCUAAGACUGCCUCGCAUGCCCUUUCCGCCAGGGACAGAUGAGUUCAGUUUCGACUUCGAAUCUACGAUAAAUCGCCAGCGUGUCCUUGAGGAACAAUUGACAGCGAACACACAUGCGGUUGGGCUUUUGGCUGCAGAAGUCGGAGGGGAGACAGCUCUGCUAGAACGCGAGAAGGAAGAGCUCGCGACUCUCGAAAAAGACCUGUCUGAUCUGGAAAGAUCUGAGGCAAGGCAAGAGCAGCGCUUGCAUCCCUUUGUGCAAGCCAAUGCACUCGAGACCCCUCCCAAGACGACGGUCGAGUAUAAUGCCCGAGCCGUGAGCGGAACAACAGCUCCUACUGUGUCUGACCUCGAUGAUGAUCCUAAAACCAAAGAUAUGCUGGAACAACUGCGGCAUCACCUUGAUAGCAUGCAGAACAACAUUGAAAGUACAAGAGACAUUGAGGUGGCUCUUGCGACGUCUCAGGCAGCACUAGAUGUCUUCAAUUGGAGACGAUUGGCAAAGGAUGAAUAUAGCCAAGUAUACAGAGUGGAUGCAACCUGA